Molecule: messenger RNA, 3515 nt
Organism: Drosophila kikkawai
Lineage: Eukaryota; Metazoa; Arthropoda; Insecta; Diptera; Drosophilidae
Source: RefSeq, a predicted model, not a curated record
AGCGCCCGAGAGACGCGGUCUCAACCUUGCAGCUGCUGCUGCUGGAAGAGAAUCGCCGUUUCAGUUCACCCGGAGUCGUCUGUUGCGUCGGUUGCCCGGGCUCAUUUCCGUUCCCAAAAGCGCGCGGCGUCUGGUGCGUUUGUUUUCGCCUCGUACUCUGUUAGAUGCUGGCUGCAAUCGAAAACAAGCAGGGUGAAGAGUGACGCGUGAGGGCAGCAAUAAAAAGAAACCGCAGCGGCAGCACGAGGAGAAAUUAAGCUCAGGCGGGGGCUACGUAAAAACCGUAACUAAUCAGCGGGCCAUCAAUGGCGGCCACUUUUGGCCAUUUUGUGGCAUAAGCGGAAACGGAAAUAGGCUACUCGACCCGACCCCAAAUAAACAAUCAUCACAUAAAUACGUAAUCAACAAGCGGCCUCCCUGCCCCCGAAAAAAGAGGGGGAAUCCUUGGCUGGUAGCCAGCGCCACCCACCCAGCAAGCAAAGAAUGUAAAGCCACUCCGGCAGCAGGAGCAACACGGACAUCCACGAGAGGAGGUGGCCCCAAAGUGUGAGUGAAGCGAUGUGAAGGCAAAACAUUUUGCAAUAUUAAAGAACAGCGCGAGGUGGACGAGUGAACCUGUUGCCGGCAGGACCACAAAACAGAAGAGCCGCUGAAACAGGGCCAGGCAGCCAGCCAGUUGAAAGGGCAAACCCGCGCUCAUCGCAACAAUGGCCGUGAAUGUACUGGACUACGAUCACUUUGCCAUCAGCGCCAUUGUGGUGGGCAGCCUGCAGCUGUUCUUCUUCCUGGUCAACUCCAUGCUGCACAUGGACAAGCUGACGGACUUUGCCGGCGGCGUCAACUUCAUCAUCAUCUCGUUGCUCACGUUUUUUCUCGGCCAAAUCGAUCGACCCUCGAAGGCCUACGACAGUCGACAGCUGAUGGUCACCCUCUUCGUCUGUUUGUGGGGCGCUCGGCUCUCCGGAUAUUUGCUGUACAGGAUUGUCAAGCUGGGCCGUGACAAGCAGUUCGAGGAUACCCGCCGCAACAUCAUACGCUACGCGGUCUUCUGGACAUUCCAGGCCGUGUGGGUUUACAUUGUGUCACUGCCUGUUAUUAUUAUCAACUCGCCACGCCACUCACAGCCACAUGCUCCCAAGACCAUGACCACGCUAGACUCCACGGGCACCGGCAUGUUUAUAGUGGGUUUGCUGGCGGAGACCUAUGCGGACUUGCAGAAAUUCUCCUUCCGCCAGGAUCCGGCCAAUCAGGGCAAGUUCUGCAACGAUGGCUUGUGGAGCGUGUCGCGGCAUCCCAACUACUUUGGUGAGGUGGUCAUCUGGUGGGGCAUCUUUGCCAUAUCGCUGAACGUAAUCAGCGGUCACGAGUGGGUGGCAAUUGCCUCGCCCAUUUUUACGACGAUGAUUAUCCUCUUCCUGUCCGGGAUUCCGCUAAGGGAACGAAGUGCCGAUGAGAAGUACAAAGAUCAGCUGGAGUACCGGAAGUACAAGGCCUCCACUUCACCACUGAUCCCAGUGCCACCUGCCGUCUACGUGGAGGUGCCCAGUGCCCUAAAGUUCAUCCUGUGCUGCGAGUUCCCCAUCUACGACUCGAUGCGGAUCCAGAAGGACCUCAGUCCCUACUCGCUCUCCAUUGCCCGCUCGCACUCGCACAUCUAGCAGUCAGUGGCCCACUCCAGCAGUGCCCAGGCUGGCGUGGGUCAGGUGCACACCCAUACCCAUUCCCAGGGCCACAGCCAUCCCCAAACCCACUCGGGAGGUCAGUCGUCGACGGGCCACUCGCUCCACAGGGGCCACUGCUAUGGUGCCAAUGGCGGUGAUGCCGAGAGCCACCACAAUUGCGGCGGGAGCUGCCGGAACGUGCACGUCAAAUCCAAUCCGUAUCAAUGCGAGGCGGGCUACGGCCACUACCCGCUGCGCCAUACGGACGACGAUGACACGGACGACGGGAUCAUCUACAUGGCCCGCACCCACUUCUUCCACGGGCAGAAGGAGCAGGAGCAGCAUCUGGCGAAGGCUGUGGCCAAGUGCAGCUACCUGGCGGAGGAGGAGCUGGCCUCCGACUACGACGAGGACGUGCCGGCCAUAGAUCUCAGCAAGGCCACCAGUGCGGAGAGCUUUGGCACCCGGGUGCAGACGGAGCAGGCUGUCAAUGCCGAUGGCCUGCCCGUAACCGUGACCACGAUUUUGUGAUUGAAACUUUAAGAUUGGUUAACGGGUUUUUACUAUAAGGUACGUGCAAAAGGGCAGACCACUGUGAGUUCAUAUUGGUUGGUUUUUGCGUUUUUGAAUCGGGUUAAAAAAUUGACUACAAAUUGGGUUAAAUAUGCUCAUAUCAACGGCCGUAGAUAGCUAUUUCGAUUUUUCAAUAAGCUGAAAUUAAGAUAUUUUAAUCGCAUGGAUUUUCAGUAUUUUAAAAGGCUUAAAUUGCUAGUUUUUGUGAAUUACAAAUUGAAAAAAUUAAUAUUAAGUGGUAUACUACAUUACGUAUACGACAGGGAAGCCAGCAGGGAGUAUAGUUAACAAAUAAUAUAGAAGGCAUCUUCUUCAAAGUUCUUAUUUUCCUCCGUCAUUUCCUACAGUUUUUAGAUCUCUUUAUUGUAAAUAAUAAACUGUGCGGUUAGGCAACACCGCGUAUGAGUGAUAAGCUAUAAUAACUUUCCUUAUUCCUUAAAUAAUAAAUAGUUUUUCAUCUUUAGUGAGCACCAGGGUAAACAAAUCUUCCAACAUAAACUCAAUACGACAGGAAAGCCCACAUGAAUAACAAAUAACUUGUAAACAAAAAAAUGGAAACCGAAAAAUUCACUUUGGCCCACCCUUUUGUACGUACCAAAAAACUCGCUUAUGGCGAUCUGGGGGAUGGGAUUUUUUGCUGACGAAUGCCAAAGUACCGGGCAGUAGUACCAAGGAUCAAGGACUCAUGGAUACUCACAGCUGUAUAACACUCUAGUCUCUAUGCUAUAAUUGCUCAAAUAACUAACGUGCCUCUUAUGUGCUCUGCGCACCCUUAGAUUGUUGCACUCUUUCAAAGUUUACGUAAACUCUAGUCUCUGUUGAACCCCCAACCACGAAUAUAUAUGUAGAUAUAUCCCUGUAUAUCAGCUGCAUAUUUUCUUAUCGAACACACACACACCCACCAAACAAAAGGAAUCGAACCUGAAGCCAUUUGAACCGAAACAUAUCCCAAAGGCAACAGCAACGGCAACCCAACCAACGGUCGAUUUACAUAUACAAAUCGUAUUCGAAGUACAAGAAUUGUUAGAUCGAAUUGCUUAGAGGGCAAUAGAGAAGGCGUUCGAUAGCCAUUGUUAUUUUAUAUACAGGAUUACCUACUCGUACUCGUAGUGGCUAAAUGGAAAAAACCCAAUAUGUAUGUUACCAAAAAUGUUCUCGAUAUGCGUACGUGUCUGUGUCUAGUUUGUGUCUCAAAUGUUAAGCAGUAUUACCUAACGAACGAAUUGUACCUAAUUGAUUAUGCUGAGUAUGUAAACUAAUAAACGAAACGAAAGAAGGUCA